Molecule: messenger RNA, 1017 nt
Organism: Etheostoma spectabile (orangethroat darter)
Lineage: Eukaryota; Metazoa; Chordata; Actinopteri; Perciformes; Percidae
Product: protein FAM180A
Exons: 4
Coding region: 482-976 (164 amino acids)
Source: RefSeq, a predicted model, not a curated record
GUUGUAGUCUCCGCUCACAAAAUAUAAUUAAUUGCUCAAGUACACUAAAAACGUAAUUUUAAGUUAGAGGAGUCGGUUAUGUAGGUUGGACCAUGGUAAAUGACUCCAGGGCACGUGUUUGUUACGGCAUGCACUGUAUAUUGGGCUAAUCUUCAGCAACAACGGCCCAUUUUUAGCUUAUGUAAUAUAUUUGUCUUAUCUUAUUCCACCUAAAACCAAAGACUUGAGCUUUCAACAGACAUCUAUUCCAAUAAAUUCUUGUGGAUUCUGUAGGUCAUAUUUUAUUAUUUCCGAGUGUGAAAUAGUGCAUGAAUUCUGGUGAUCUUUUCAAAGAUGGCUUCAUCUCAACAUUCAACAUGAAUAUACUGGGAAAAUCCAUCAUUCAGGUGGAAAAACGAGUGCUACUCAGGCUGAGCUGCUUCAGAAAGGAUUCACAAAAGUUGUCGAGGGGGUUUAUCAGUCAGCAAUAAUCAGAAGAAAAAUGCAUACGAAAAAACAACUAAAAAUCUGCUUCCAGGUGAUCAUAUUGCUUUUGUUUGGGCAAGUGCUGCAAGAUGUGGCUGCAGGCAGAAGUCCAACUUCUCAAAAAACUGGCUCAUCAAUCUCUGAUGCAAACCUGAUGUUUGAGUUCUUGCUGGGCGGGGUGGAGAUCGACCAGGACAACAACAUUGUAAUGCUCGACAAGGAGAUGGCAUCGAUGAGGCUAGGGCGGGCUUUUCUGUCUCAGAUCAAUGACAACAUUCCUAGAAGUCUGAGCUCCAUGAUGCAGAUGGUGACCACACUGAAGGAUCAGAGAAGCAGGCCACUGACUCAUGAUCAGUUCGAUGUUCUUGUCCUGAGCCUGGUGUACUCUGCCCAGCAGGCCUGGCAUCAGGACGGAAGAAAGGAACAGGAGGCCUGGAGUGAAGUGCUGCUCCAGCUGGCAAAUGUCACCGUCCAUGAACUACGUGGAAAUUAUCUCUUCAGUUACGCAUGAUACACAAACUGCCUAUCUAUAUGAGAUAAAGAUGUAUGCAA